Messenger RNA from Salvia splendens (bonfire salvia), 1414 nucleotides. RefSeq lists its product as uncharacterized. NCBI's taxonomy places the organism in Eukaryota, Viridiplantae, Streptophyta, Magnoliopsida, Lamiales, Lamiaceae. The transcript has 3 exons. The record is from RefSeq and is a predicted model, not a curated record. Bases 533 to 1090 code for a protein of 185 amino acids.
UUUUCAUUUGGCGUAACACUUGUCUCCAACAUCGGCGACUUCGCAAGGUUCUCCAAGGUUACCAAUUCCAGCUAUGACCGAUCCUCGAAGAGUUGCCCCCAAUGCCGACAGCAGCCAAGGCACUCAAGGGAGUAGCCAAAACCGUAGGUCCAGUUAUCAGAGGAAUGACAGAGGGCGUCAUUCUUGGUCUGACCGCGAAGAAGCGGUACUCAUCUCUGCAUUGAAGGAUUUGGUGGACAUGGGGUGGAAAUCGGACAAUGGGUUCUGAGGUGGCUACUUGAACAAGAUUGAAGAAUGGAUGCAAAAGGAGUUUCAGAGAACUGAUAUAAAAGCAAAUCCACAUAUUCAAUCAAAGAUAACCGCACUGAAAAGGAACUACAACUUGGUGUCAAACAUCUUGGACCGGAGUGGAGUUGGUUUCAAUGUGCACGGAGAUUUCAAAAUUGAUUGCUAUGAUGAUUAAUGGGAUCAAAUCGUGAAGGUUUGUGGCUCAUCUCAAUCUAUUGAAAACUGAUUUAAUUAAGCUCGCUCGAUGCGCACAAAGUCAUGGCCAUUCUGGGAUGACUGGAAGGUAAUCUUCGGGAAAGACAGGGCUAUUGGUCAUAAUGCUGAAGGAGUAAGCGAAGCAGCGAAGGAUAGCUCUCCGGAUGAGCCUGUCACUGAAAUCGGCGAGAGUGCUGAUUACCUCCCAAGCUUUGACGAUUUCAUAGGUUACGAGCAGGUUCAAGCCACAUUUGGGACCAAUGUUGUGGAUGAUAGCAGUGCUCACAGUGGACAGAACACAAACGGUCCCCCACAGGCUCCCCCCCCGAAACCGAAGCGCAAACGCAAAGUUAGCGAGGAUGAUACCGGCAUCGUGGAAAUGCUAGGAAAGAUGCACUCCGAGACUAGCGCACGUUUGGACACUCUAGCAGCGCACAUUGGGUAUGAAAUGGAUCUCGGAAAAGCAAGAAAAAAAAUAUUCCGCCACUUGUGCGACAUCCCUGGGCUGACCGAGAUUGAAAGGUAUGAUCUUUGCGAUAUCAUUGGAAAUGAGACCUCAAGACUUGAUAUUUUCACGGGUCUCCCCGACUCUUCAAAACCCAGAUAAGUUAAGAGGGUCCUGGAAAAGGAAACUCGCACCUAGCCAGGUGUGAGCACAGAUUAUGCUUGCAUCGCGACCAUCUGUUUAGCGCUGGUUGAUGUUGUUGUUGACAAACUCAUCACUUUUGGAUCAUUUCUGCAAUAUGAUGUCUUACCUAAACUAUGCUAGUCUUUUGUAGUAUAAAAUCUAUUGUAUGUUUUUGUGUAGUGCUUGCAGAUGGUUGUCUUUUGGUAUGUACUUAGGCAGGCGCACUAUAGCUUAUUAGAUAUGAACCUUUUAUGAAUAUGUUUGACUCUCUAUAUCUCUAUUAUUCUGUCAUGUUGUUUUCUA